GGCCGUGAUGGUUAUCAGUCGGUGUUGGGAGAUCAGGUUCGGUGGCCACGGAGAUUUUUGUCACGCCCGGUCGGUACGACCCUGUUGCCCUGUCGAACGAGCAUAAAAAUCUGCCAAAAUCUUAAGCAAAGUGAGCAAAGUGUUGGUGCGAAAAACCGUGUGAACCGUGUGAACGUGCAUACAUUUAGGCGCAAUGUCUUAUUCGACCGUAGUGUUGGCGUUGGUGUGCUGUGCCGUUGGGCUGAGUGUAGCUUACCCAUACCCUUACCCACAGAAUGCGUUCAUGUACUACCGCAAUGCGUACCCCAUGAUGACUUACCCGCAGCUGCAGCAGAGCGCCAUGUACCAGCACGCCAUCUACCAGAACCAACGGCUCCGCAACUAUCAUCGCCGAUCGGCCACCAGUGGUGUGGCGGCAUUCGCCUCGGGCGACAACAUUGCCACCGGGACGCAAAUCGUUAAAGCUGACUGCCGACCCGCAGAUCCUGCCGUUGCUGCCUUCCCGUCGGUACAGUCGUUUGCCGAUGCAUAUCCGGCCGAAGCUGUGCCCGAGAACGAAAUUCCCUUCAGCGAUGAGGGCGCACUGGAUCAGGAUUCGAACGUUGGAACUGAGCUCGAUUUUCCGCUCGAGAAUGAGGAACCGCUGGAAGACAUUCCGGCCAGUGUACCGCUCGCCGUACCCACCACGGUGACGGAUAAGCGUAAGAAGAAGGUUACCGUGCAGCUCGAUUCGGCGUCCGCUGAGGAUGAUCAGGAAGACGAGGAGGUUAGCUUUGGUACGCGCCGUGGCAGUGGGAGUCGCCCGAGUGCCGGUGGAUCCGGUGGCCCGAUGUUCCCGGUAACGUUCGGAAGCACCAACGGGGGUGCGAUCGCCAUUGCCAACAGUUACAGCACGGGCAAGGGUGGAUCGGCUACCAGCCAUGCGACGGCGUACGGUAGCCCUGCGUCCGUGCCUGAGGAGCGUCGACGGGCUGUUGUUUUGCAACAGCAACGUAACAACCGUCCGGCGAAACUGCGAACGAUCAAAUAUUAAGACUAUGUAAUAUCCAAACCCUCUUCCCCUCCCCCCCUCCGGUCGAAACCAGCGGAAGUGUGUGUAUUGUGCCUGAGUGUUGGUUUAAUUUAUUCCUAGCUGUUCGCUGUUUGUCGACGUUGGAGCGAUAAAUCGAGCGCGUGCAUGUGACUGGUUCAAUAAAUUUGUGUUUUAUCUAAUGAAA
Anopheles stephensi (Asian malaria mosquito) is the source of this 1217-nucleotide messenger RNA. RefSeq lists its product as uncharacterized. Lineage: Eukaryota; Metazoa; Arthropoda; Insecta; Diptera; Culicidae. The record is from RefSeq and is a predicted model, not a curated record. Bases 194 to 1033 code for a protein of 279 amino acids. The transcript is spliced from 3 exons.